This is a messenger RNA of Closterium sp. NIES-67, 3283 nucleotides long. The record is from the annotation of a GenBank genome assembly. Lineage: Eukaryota; Viridiplantae; Streptophyta; Zygnematophyceae; Desmidiales; Closteriaceae.
GUACUACAGAAUCCUCACCCCCUGCCGCCACCCGCUCCUGCGCAACGCGUUGCUCACUCACUCGGCUCUCGCCUGUCACCUUCGACUCCCGUCCGCCUCCUUCCGCGCGCCGUCGAGAUUCGCGAGCCUUCAUCAUAACCAAACUUUUUCGCGCGCCGCUUAGAAACGUAUUUUUCGACACGAUAGUCGACGAUCUGGCCGUCCGGUUCGAGUAGAGGUUCGACUCCCUUCGACUCACGCAGCGCCGCUCUUCUCGUAUUCCCCGCCGCGAUGACCAUUCCAAACCCUAUUUUCCCCUCCGCGUCGCGAGCCGACGUGCGGAGUCGGUACCGUCUGGGCAAGGAGCUCGGGAAGGGCGGCGGCGGCGUCGUUAGGGUUUGCGGCGAUCUGGCGACGGGCGAGCCGGUGGCGGCGUGCAAGAGCAUUCCCAAGUGCAAGCUGCAGCGCAAGGAGGCGCGCGAGGAGCUGCAGGGGGAGGUGGCGGCGAUGCGGCGCGUGGGGGGCCACGCGCACGUGGUGGCGCUGCGCGCGCUGUUCGAGGACGCGGAGAGCGUGCACCUGGUGAUGGACCUGUGCGCGCAGGGGGACCUCUACGAGUACCUCAUCGCGCGCACCGUGCUGCCCGAACCCAUGGCCGCUGACGUCACCAGGCAAAUACUCCUCGCCCUGCACCACUGCCACGCGUCGGGCGUGGUGCACCGCGACAUCAAGCCCGAGAACAUCCUGCUCGCCUCCAAGGACGAAGCUGCGGAGAAACUUCACCUAAAACUCGCAGAUUUCGGCCUGGCAGUGCAGCUCCGCGCAGGGCAGCUGGCGGUGGGCAUGUACGGCAGCGCCGUGUACAUGUCGCCCGAGGUCGUCUGCAGGCGACCCUACGGGCCCCCCGUGGACAUGUGGGGGCUUGGGGUUAUCCUUUACACUGCCCUCUCAGGCUACAUGCCGUUUUGGGGCAGCACGGACGAGCAGCUCUUCUUUCGCAUUCUGCGCAACCAGCCCGACUUCUCCAUCGCCCCCUGGCCCUCAGUCUCCCCCACCGCCAUCGACCUUGUGCGCUGGCUGCUCUCCUCCGACCCCGCCCACCGCCCCUCCGCCGCCGCCGCCCUGCAACACCCCUGGAUCGCGCAACACUGCGGCCGCCAGACCCUCCCCCCCCACCGCCCGGCUCCUCCCCCGUCCAUGGGCGUCAGUGCGCCGGGCUUGCCAGGCGAGGCUGGCAGCGCGGAGGGGGGCAGAGAAGAGCGGGUGAAGCCAGCACAGGCGAGGGGCGUGGAUGGGCCUGGCAGCGGAACUGCAGCUGCUGCAGCCGGUGGAGCCAUGGACACAGAGAUGGGCGGGCAGGAGGAGCAGAGGAAGCGGGGGAUGGCGGCAGGUGCUGAAGGGGUAGUGCGCGUUGAUCCGGGCAGCAGGCAAGGCGGACGGCACGGGCAGCAGAACGAGGAGGCGCAGAGGCAAGAACGGGCUGGUGGCACGGAUGGCAGCAUGGACGUGGACUCACAGCAGGCAGCCAGCGUGGCACAUCAGGAUGGCCGUGAGAAGCAGCCCAAGCCAGCGACCCUCCAGGUGCCUCUCUUCCCCUCCUUCACCGGCCCCGCCUCGCCCCUCUUCUCCUCGCCUGCCAGGAAUGGCACCGGCAGUGCUGGUGGUGGUGGGGUCUUUCUCUUCACUGCGCGGCCCAACGCUGGCAGCAGCAAGGAUAGAGGCUCGGGUGGCAGCAUGUGGGACAGGGGGGAGGGCAGCAAGGGGAAGCACAAGGAGCAGCAGCGGCACCAGGCGCAGCGCCACGCACAUGCAAGCAAGCAGCACGAGCAACACCAGGCUUCAACAGCAGCAGCAGCAGCAGCAGCAGGGGACAAGGAAGAGCAGAAGGAGCGGCAUUCAAACUCGGGAGCACAAGCUGCAGAGCAGAAGCCCCGUCGGUCGUCCCACUUCCGCUUCUUCUCUCCCAAGCGCAAGGCCCGCCGCUCCCACGUCGUCGUCUCUGCCGCCCCCCUCCCCGCUCCACCACCCCCUCCCCUCUCGUCGCCUUCCUCAUCGCGGCACUCCACUCUGGACCCCUCUCUACCUCAUUCCACUGCCGCCCAUUCCUCCUCUGAGCCCACCGCAUCCAUCACUGUUCCCCUCGUGCGCCGCCCACCAGCCUCCGGGGAUGCUGCUGCACCCAGUGCUGCUGCUGCUGCUUCCUCGCAAGGUGCCGCUGGCGCGGUUGCAUCGGUCACCAUUCCUGUCAUCCCGCCCAAGCCGCCGUUAGACCCAACCCAAGACCUCCCAUCCGUGCCUGAGAUCCAGGCUCGGCUAUCCGGGCCUGACGGCUCCAUCCCCGUGUCGUCGCUCUUCUCCUCCUUCCUCCGCCCCCUCAACCCCCUGGCUGCGAGGAAGCCAUCCUUCCGACAAGCCCAGCGGUCCGAGUCCUCUCCGGUGCCGCCUUCCCCCACACCCUCUGCGCCCCCCAACUUCCUCUACAGCCCGCGAGAACCCCUUAAGUCGCCCCUCAAGUCGCCCCACCACAAGCCGUUCACGGCCACCAGCAGCUACAGCGGAACCAGCAGCACAAUCAGCGCCAGCAGCGCUCCCCGCGUGGCGUCGGCCUCGGAGCUCUCCUUCGGCAUGGGCCGCUUCUCCCGCCCCCUGCAGGGCAUGUCGUCCCUCAUCCGCCCCUCCUCCCCCUCCACCUCUGCCUCGGCGCUCGCACCCUCACCGUGUGAGUCGCCGCAGCACAUUAUGGGGGCGGGUCAAGCAGGAGGGAGUGUGGGGGGGGAAGAGGAUGGGUCGAGAAGAGCACGUGAGCACACAGCCCUCACCAGCUCUGCCAGUGCCCCCAACGUGGCCAUGCCUAGCAGUGCAGCCCCCAUGCCUGCAGUGCCACAUGUGCCUCGCAGGGCCCGAGGGCUCAGCUCCAUAGUGAGGGCCUUCGCCUCUCUCUCCACCACUGCUGCUAAUGCUGCUGCCCCUGGGCCGGUGGUGGCAGGCCAGCAGCCGAGUGGAUCCAACAUGGCUGCUGUAGCUGGUGGUGCUAGUGUGGAGGGUGGCACACUGAAGGUACACCAAGAAAGCGUGGAGUCGCCGAGUGCGAGUCAGGCAAGAACGUUCAGUGAAGGUACAGCAAGAGGAACUGAAGUAUCUUCUAGUAGUAUAUGGCAAAGACAGGGUAGCUGGAUCUUUCGACGAUGAAGUGCUCUGCACAGCUGGUUAGUGCCGAUACUGAUGAGUGAUUUGUAUCUAAUCUUGUUGUACCCUUCUGAGCUUAACGCAUAUGCUUGUAUUGUAUUCAACAUGAAGAAAGGCA